Molecule: messenger RNA, 1021 nt
Organism: Mustela erminea (ermine)
Lineage: Eukaryota; Metazoa; Chordata; Mammalia; Carnivora; Mustelidae
Gene: B9D2
Product: B9 domain containing 2
Exons: 4
Coding region: 203-730 (175 amino acids)
Biological process (GO): cilium assembly
Cellular component (GO): MKS complex
Source: RefSeq, a predicted model, not a curated record
GGAUGGCAGGGCGGGUGCCAGAGCAGGAGAGGAGGUUGCUGUUUCCCCAGCAACAACCUGGGCGCUCGAAGGCGGGCGCAGCCUCGGAAGGGUCCGCGCCUCGGAAGGGUCCGCGCCUCGGGUCUCUCGCUGCCAGGAAGAUCCUGGGAGACGCGCGAGCCGAGCCUAGGAAGUCGGCGUCCGUGGAGACAGGGACAGGGCCAUGGCUGAGGUGCACGUGAUCGGGCAGAUCAUGGGGGCCACCGGUUUCUCGGAAAGUAGCCUCUUCUGCAAGUGGGGCGUCCACACAGGAGCGGCAUGGAAGCUCCUGUCAGGUGUGCGGGAGGGACAAACGCAGGUGGACACACCCCAAGUAGGGGACAUGGCCUACUGGUCCCACCCCAUCGACCUGCACUUCGCCACCAAAGGCCUCCAAGGCUGGCCCCGGCUCCAUCUCCAGGUGUGGUCACAGGACAGCUUCGGCCGCUGUCAGCUUGCAGGCUAUGGCUUUUGCCACGUGCCCAGCAGUCCAGGCACCCACCAGCUGGACUGCCCCACAUGGCGGCCCCUGGGCAGCUGGAGGGAGCAGCUGGCGCGGGCCUUCGUGGGUGGCGGCCCUCAGCUGCUGCACGGGGACGCCAUCUACAGUGGGGCUGACCGCUACCGCCUGCACACAGCGGCGGGUGGCAUCGUGCGCCUGGAGCUGGGACUGCUGCUGCGCCACUUCGACCGCUACGGCGUGGAGUGCUGAUGGUGCCUCCAAGGACAGGCCGGUACCCCCACCCUUGCUGACCUGCCCAGGGCCGGGAUGGCCCAGUGCCCAGAAGCGCGGGCUCUGGACACUGUCGGAUCUGACCCCAGCCAACAGCUGGCAUGGCUUCUGUCCUGGUGAGCACCUCAGGCCCCAUGGCUGCCCCUUCAGGUCUAGUUUCCCCAUCUGUAAAAGGGGGGCAGUAAGCUUAUGGGGUCUCAGGGUGCUGGGUGAAGAAAGGCUGCUUUGCCCAUGGAAGUGCUCAAUAAAGGAGAGCAGUUCUUACAGGUG